Chionomys nivalis (European snow vole) is the source of this 3733-nucleotide messenger RNA. RefSeq names its product arginyltransferase 1 (gene Ate1). Lineage: Eukaryota; Metazoa; Chordata; Mammalia; Rodentia; Cricetidae. Gene Ontology annotation, molecular function: arginyl-tRNA--protein transferase activity. Gene Ontology annotation, cellular component: cytoplasm. The transcript is spliced from 12 exons. Gene Ontology annotation, biological process: protein arginylation. The record is from RefSeq and is a predicted model, not a curated record. The coding region runs from base 347 to 1888 and encodes 513 amino acids.
AGCCGUUGUGAGAGGGUAACUGACUUCCAACAGGAGUCCUGCGGGAAGUGGCUGGGUCAGUCACAGCCUGGAGCCUCAGUUUCCCUAUCCGGAAAACCGGCCGAUAACUCGAGUGCGAUCAGGAAUGUUGAUUAACUAAAAGGCUGGGCACGAACACGGGGCCCCGAGGCGCACCCCUGCGACCGAGGCCGGCGUCCGGAGGCCCGUCCUGGCAUCCGGCGGGGAGUCCGAACCCGGCACCCGCCGCGCUCUCGGUCCUCCCGUCUGGGGCCCCCGCGCCCCGCCGAGGUCGGCCCCUGCCUGGCGCAGAGAGGCGUGGCCGGCCCUCGAGCCCGCGGCGGCGGCCAUGGCCUCGGUGGUGGAAUACAAGGGCCUGAAGGCCGGCUACCACUGCGGCUACUGCGCGUCCAGGGAGGGCAAGACGUCGUGUGGCAUGUGGGCACACUCUUUGACAGUACAGGAUUAUCAGGAUCUCAUAGACCGAGGAUGGAGAAGAAGUGGGAAAUAUCUGUAUAAACCUGUCAUGAAUAAAACAUGCUGUCCUCAAUACACAAUAAGGUGUCGCCCUUUACAGUUUCAACCAUCAAAAUCUCACAAAAAAGUUUUGAAAAAAAUGCUGAAGUUUCUGGCUAAAGGGGAGAUUUCGAAAGGCAGUUGUGAGGAUGAACCCAUGGAUUCUACAAUGGAGGAUGCUGUUGCUGGUGACUUUGCAUUAAUAAACAAGUUGGAUAUAAAGUGUGAUCUUAAAACACUCAGCAGUGACCUCAAAGGAGGCAUAGAGAGUGAAGAGAAGAAGAAGGAAAAUAGUUUAAAGAAGGAAGGAUCUAAGGAAUUAAUUCAUCCACAAGCUAUAGAGGAGAAGUUGGGUUCUGGUGAACCAUCACAUUCAGUCAAAGUUCAUAUUGGUCCUAAGCCAGGUAAAGGGGCUGAUUUGAGUAAGCCUCCGUGCCGAAAAGCAAAAGAAAUGCGGAAAGAAAGGAAAAGGUUAAAACUCAUGCAGCAAAAUUCAGCUGGAGCCUUUGAGGGUUUCCAGGCUCAAGGUCAGCCAGCAUCUUUGUUACCAAAGGCUAAAUCCAAUCAGCCCAAGUCACUUGAAGAUUUAAUAUUUGAAUCUUUACCAGAGAAUGCGUCACACAAGUUAGAGGUGAGGCUAGUACCCGCCUCCUUUGAGGAUCCAGAGUUCAAGUCAUCCUUCAACCAGUCCCAUUCUUUAUAUAUCAAGUACCAAGUGGCCAUUCACAAGGAGACACCUGUUGAAUGUGGAAAGUCUGAGUUCACAAGAUUCCUUGUUGACUCACCAUUGGAGGCAGAGUACCCUGCUAAUGGACCGGAGUGUGGUUAUGGCUCCUUUCACCAGCAGUACUGGCUCGAUGGGAAGAUUAUUGCUGUUGGUGUGAUCGACAUCCUCCCAUACUGUGUGUCUUCCGUGUAUCUAUACUAUGAUCCUGACUACUCAUUUCUGUCUUUGGGUGUCUAUUCAGCAUUAAGAGAAAUUGCUUUUACUAAACAACUGCAUGAGAGAGCAUCGCAACUCAGCUAUUACUAUAUGGGCUUCUACAUUCAUUCCUGUCCCAAGAUGAGAUACAAGGGUCAGUAUAGACCUUCUGAUUUGCUGUGUCCUGAGACGUAUGUCUGGGUACCCAUUGAGCAGUGCCUGCCUUCUCUUGACAACUCCAAAUACUGCCGUUUCAACCAGGACCCACAAGCAGUGGAUGAAGGCCGCAGUCAGGACCUUAACCGACUACGGGUACUGCACAGGCGAUCCACCAUGCCUUAUGCUGUUUAUAAGAACUACCAAGAAGACCCGAGUGAGGAGGAGGGUGUUCUGGAGUAUGCCAACCUUGUGGGGCAGAAGUGCGCCGAGAGGAUGUUGCUGUUCAGAAACUGACAGCCUGCCCCAUAGCCCAGCACCAGCCUGGGUACCUGGUCACCGUCCUGCAUAUCUUGGCUUCUGUAGCCACUCACCAAGUACAUUCUUAGAGCUUUUAAAAAAUAUUUUGUGGAAUUGUAUUUAUGAGAAUCUUGUGGUUAAUAUAAAGAUUUUAAAAUACACUAUGAUCUAGCCCCUUAAUUGGGACUUGUCCUUUUGGAGUUUGCUUCUGGAACAAGGUAUGCUAAAUGUCUCCAGUAAAUAUUCUGGGGAGGAAAGUGAAGAAAUGAGUCUAAAGAAUUUCCUCACAUUACUGUUUUUGUCUUGGAAAAAUUCUAACAGAAAAGAUGGUUCUCAACCUGUGGGUCGCAACCCCUACAGGGGUUGUAUAUCAGAUAUUUACAUUACGAUUCAUAACAGUAGUAAAAUUCCAGUUAUGAAGUAACAAUGAAAUAAUUUUAUGGUUGGGUCACCACGUAAUGAAGAACCACAUUAAAGGGCAGCAGAAUUAGGAAGGUUGAGAACCAUUGACUUAGACUCAUACAAGAUGUUAGCUCAUGCUGGGAAAUUUAGGUGGGGUCAAAGGUGACAAACGCAUUCCAUCGCCAGGAAACAUGUCUUCCCCACAAACCAAAGCUCUGUUACUCUGUUCAAUAUUAAGUUCUGCCAGUGUUACAGUGUGUCAUUAAUAAACGACCUGAAAAGGCCAUGCAGACAUUGCAAAGAUCAGGUGUUCCCAUUGGGUGUGUGUCCAGGAUGGUCCUGCUAUGUCUGUUGUCUUGGCAUAGUUAUUUGCCUGGUAAAUCUUGAGGACCUGAGUUCAGUUCUCGAGAACUCAUGUAAAAAUGCUGGGUCUGGUAGUGAGUGUGCGCUUGAAAUCCCAGCACUGGGGAGUCAGAGGAGCGUCCCUGGAGCACUGGCCAGCAGCCUAACCUACUGAGUAACCUCCAGCACUGAGAGACCCUGUCUGAAAGGAAGUGGACUGCAGUCCUGAGGAUGACACCUAGCCCAGGCCUCCGUGCAUGGCGUUUUAUAGAGAUGUGUGCUUGUCUUUGAGCUCUUGAGUUGAGUGUGCACCGCAGCUAGUGUAGGGCAGUCAAGGCAAGUAUCCCAACUUUGCAUUUUGCAAAGUCUAUCUGAGAUACCUGAUUUCUUGUCAGUGGCUUUCAUCUAAAUAAAGACACAUGGAGCUUCCAGAGACUGUUUUUCUUUUCUCCAGGCAGGAGCUAUGCAUGUUCCAGCUCCUUGCUUUAGUCCCUUCUGAGUUCAGGUAGAUUCACACCUCCCUCCAUGACAGCACAGAUGUCAUUUUGGUUCUCAGUGUAUUAUCUUUAUUUAAAUUAUUUUCAGUUCUUAGAAUUUUGUUAUUUUUAUUAUAAAUAAUCUGAGCACUUUUUAUAUUCUAAGAUAGAGGAUAUAUUAUCAGAUAAAUAUAUUCACUCAAUUGAAAUUAUUUAGAUAAGAGAAAUUACUGUUUAUGUUUUCUUUCAAGGAGUCUAUCCUAUUUUUAUCCAUUUGCAAAUGCCGGUUUUGCGUGGUUUCUUAUCAUAUCAAAAUUAUUAUGUAAAAGAACCUUUCCAGCUUUCUGAACAGCAAAUAGUUUGGUUUAUAAAUAUUAUAUUAUUUCAGUAUGAAUAAAGGUGAGAGAAUAUGAACACUUACCCAGAAUGAUUCUACUGUGGCUGACUUAAAAGAAGGAAAUGAAGUGGGAAUUUGAUAUGUUUGAAUUACAAGUUAUUCAAAUGUGUGUUCCUUUCCAAAGGAAACCAGUGACUAUAAGACAAAGUAACUUUGAUUGCAUUUGGUAGUUUUGCUCUUCUAAAAAAGACCAAAAUGAACAAAAUAAAGCUGUUUUUACCUGCA